Osmia lignaria (orchard mason bee) is the source of this 1696-nucleotide messenger RNA. The record is from RefSeq and is a predicted model, not a curated record. NCBI's taxonomy places the organism in Eukaryota, Metazoa, Arthropoda, Insecta, Hymenoptera, Megachilidae.
AUUAUAUGUCAUGCACCAUCUGUUCAAACACGUAUUUGUUUUAAAAAUUAAUUUAUAUACAUUUAAGUUCAUGGGUAUUUUCCAAAAAUUCAUAGAUUACACGCAGUCAUCCUUGGUCUGUAUCCACAUUAAUACAUUUUAAUGUUAUGUUUUCUUAAAUAAAUUAGUACUGUCCUUUAAAAAUUGUUAAAUUUUAAUUAAUAUUCUAAAUGUAACUGAGAUAUAUUAAAUGUUAAUUACAUUUUUAAAUAGAUUUUUUGUAAGUUAAUCAGUAAAUAACUUUUUCUAUGGUUGUAACAGUGGGUUGCUGAUAUAGCAUUGCUAUAACCAUAGCAUUCACCGCGAAAAUUGCUACGUAGACGAAAACAGAUUGUUAAGCAUGAAUAAAAAACGGAUUUUUAACUAAAAUAUAGUAUUUUAAAAAGUUGAAUUACUAUAAAAAAUAAUAUAAUUAAUUAUUUAAUUAUAUAUUCCAAUGUAAAAAUAUCAAUUCGAUGAGGCAAUAUUUUUGUUUAUUAAAAAAAAUACAUCUUAAAAAAUGGAAGAAAGUUCGGUUUUGUGGAUGCUUUCACUUGUAAUGCUAAUUGGUUCCUGCAUAGCUGGAUCUUUACCAUUAGUUAUGAAUUUAUCUGAGAUUCUACAAAGAACUCCAUGAUCAUGAACAUCAUGAACCUUUAAUCUUUCUAGGAUAAAUUACAACUGGUAUCGAUACUUGGUGCUGGACUUCUUGUAGGCACUGCGCUAGCUGUUAUUAUACCUGAAGGUAUAAGAGCAUUGUUUACUGGUGGAAGCAACAGUGACCAAGGAUUUCAUAAUGACCCUCACUCCUUAAUAGGUAUUAGUUUAAUACUUGGUUUUGUAUUUAUGCUUCUGGUUGAUCAGUGUUCAGCUAGAAGAAGCGGUGGAAGAGAAAAAAGUGUUACCGCUACUUUAGGUCUUGUAGUUCAUGCAGCAGCUGAUGGAGUAGCAUUAGGGGCUGCUGCAACUACAUCACAAGCUGAUGUAGAGUUAAUUGUUUUUUUAGCAAUAAUGUUGCAUAAGGCACCUGCUGCAUUUGGUCUUGUAUCAUUCUUACUACACGAGGGAGUUGAUAGAAAGAAAAUAGGUAGACAUCUUUUAGUAUUCUCUUUUGCUGCACCUUGUCUUGCUCUUCUGACAUAUUUUGGUAUUGGAAAGGAGGGAAAAGAAACACUUAGUAAUGUCAAUGCCACUGGCUUGGCAAUGUUGUUUAGUGCAGGUACAUUCCUAUAUGUUUCAACUGUACAUGUAUUACCAGAAUUAAUGACAAGAAAUAACAACACAUAUGCACAUCUACCCUCUGCUGAAAAUGUUGCAGUGUCUUCUGGACUUAAAGUUAAGGAAAUAUUAGUUUUAGUGAUGGGGUCAUUUCUACCUGCAUUAAUUACUACGGGUCACCAUCAUUGAUAACAUGUCAUACAAAAAUACAUCUGUCUUUUCAUUAUAUGUAACAUAAAAUGACCCUUUGAUUAGAGGGUAUGAUUUUUUAAUGCAUUCCAUGAUUUUUAUGUAAAAUCAUGAAGUGACAUCUGGAUGUUUGGUCAGUUCAAACACAUGUUUCAGAAGAUAUACUUUCAUGUAUUGUACAUAAUUGUAGAAAGGGCAUAUCAUAAUUAUUAUACAUUUGUAUAAAUUUGAUGAGAAUGGAAUAGGAUACAAAAUUAUGUAAAAUAACAAA